This is a messenger RNA of Staurois parvus, 455 nucleotides long. Lineage: Eukaryota; Metazoa; Chordata; Amphibia; Anura; Ranidae. The record is from the annotation of a GenBank genome assembly.
AUUCACUCUAACUGGUCUCUCACAGUACGUACUACAUGGAAAUUCAAUUAUUUUAGUAAAUAUAAACUGCUAAAUACCUUUUACCUUCUAUCAGUUUUCAUCAGAGCAUUAGUUAAAGCUUGUAGGAGGAGUUAAAGCUUUCUAAGCAAGGAGGAUGCAGAACCCCUGACCUCUGUCUGGACAGUGCUCAUUGGCCCUGUGCUGAUCACAUGUACUCUCCCAAGAAAAAAACCUCUCUAGCAAUAGAAACCAAACUGAGCAUGUGUAGAAUGACUCCAUACGAUAUGUCUUCUCAGGAGAUAAGAGGGGGAUACUGGAAGAAAGGAAAGAUCAGAGAAGACAGGAUCAAACAGCCUUUAUACACAAUGCAGUGGAUUAACCCCUUAGGUUUCACAGUGAGUAUAACAAACAUGCUUUACUGCAAAUACAGACUGAUUUUAUCGUUGUGGGUUUAG